Condylura cristata (star-nosed mole) is the source of this 2556-nucleotide messenger RNA. It is a transcript of the gene PSAP, whose product is annotated as prosaposin. The transcript has 15 exons. The coding region runs from base 65 to 1645 and encodes 526 amino acids. Lineage: Eukaryota; Metazoa; Chordata; Mammalia; Eulipotyphla; Talpidae. The record is from RefSeq and is a predicted model, not a curated record. Gene Ontology annotation, cellular component: lysosome. Gene Ontology annotation, biological process: sphingolipid metabolic process.
GCAGUUUUAUAUUCACGGAGUCAGCUGACGCUCUGCAUUGCAGACUGCGGAGUCAAGCGGCGUCAUGUGCACCCUCUUCCUUCUGGCCAGCCUGCUGGCCGCGGCUGUAGGCGGCCCUGUUCACAGUCUGAAACAAUGCUCCGGAGGCUCCGCGGUGUGGUGCCGGGAUGUGCAGGCAGCGGCUGACUGUGGGGCCGUGAAGCACUGCCUGCAGAUGGUCUGGAGCAAGCCCGUGGUGAAAUCUCUUCCCUGUGACAUAUGCAAACGAGUCAUCACUGAAGCAGCAGACUUGCUGAAGAACAAUGAUACUGAGCAAGAGAUCCUCAUGAACUUGGAGAAGACCUGUGACUGGCUUUCUAAGCCAGAGCUGUCUGCCAAGUGCAAGGAGAUCGUGGACGCCUACCUCCCAGUCAUCUUGGACAUGAUUAAAGGAGAAAUGAGCCGUCCGGAGGAGGUUUGCAGCGCCCUCAGUCUCUGCGAGUCUCUUCAGAAGCACCUGGCAGAGCUCAAUCACCAGAAACAGCUCGAGUCCAAUAAGAUCCAGGAAAUGAACAUACCUGAGAUGCUACCUCCCUUCAUUGCCAACAUCCCCCUCCUCCUCUACCCCCAGAAUGAACCCCACAGCAAGCCCCAACACAAGGUUGGUGCGGAUGUUUGCCAGGACUGCGUUCAGAUGGUGACCGACAUCCAGAAUGCUGUGAGGACCAACUCCACCUUUGUUGAGGCCUUUGUGGAGCAUGUCAAGGAGCAGUGUGACCACUUGGGGCCUGGCAUGGCUGACAUGUGCAAGAACUAUAUCAACCAGUAUUCUCAAAUUGCUGUCCAGAUGAUGAUGCAUAUGCAGGAUCAGCAACCCAAGGACAUUUGUGCGUUGGCUGGGUUCUGUGAUGAGGUGAAGAAGAUGCCCAUGCAGACUCUGAUCCCUGCCAAAGUGGCCUCGGGGAAUGUCAUCCCUGCCCUGGAACUGGUGGAGCCGAUUAAGAACGACCUGGUCCAGUCAAAGUCAGAUGUUAAGUGUGAGAUGUGUGAGUACUUGGUGAAGGAGGUGGUCAAGCAGAUCGACAACAAUAAGACUGAGGAAGAGCUCCUUAACACUUUGCAUAAACUGUGCUCAAAAUUGCCCAUAUCCGUAUCUGAGGAGUGCCAGGAGGUGGUAGACACUUACGGCACGUCUAUCCUGAAGAUGCUGGAGACAGAGGCUACGGUGGUUUGUAGCCUUCUCCAUGUCUGCCCCUCCCGGGAGCUGCCCCCACUGACUGCACGAGUGACCCAAAAGAAGAAGAAUGGUGGCUUCUGUGAGGUGUGUAAGAAGCUGGUAGGCUAUUUGGAGCACAACCUAGAAAAAAACAGCACAAAACAGCAGAUCCUGGAUGCUCUGGAGAAAGGCUGCAGCUUCCUUCCUGACCCGUACCAGAAGCAGUGUGAUCAGUUUGUGGCCGAGUACGAGCCUGUGCUGAUCGAAGUCCUGGUGGAGGUGAUGGACCCGUCUUACGUGUGCCUGGUAAUUGGAGCCUGUCCCACCGCUCAAAGGCCUCUCUUGGGAACUGAGAAGUGUGUCUGGGGUCCAAGCUACUGGUGCCAGAACAUGGAGUCAGCCACCCAGUGCAAUGCUGUCGAGCAUUGCAAACGUCAUGUGUGGAACUAGAAGGAAUGUUCCAUCUGGGAGAACCUCCAGCACCUUUUCCUACUUGUGUGUCUAAGGGAACAGUCACACAGAUCCAUUGACUGUUAAAAACUAGGACCCCCUUACCUUCAUUCUCAGCUCCCUUAUUGUAGCAUUGCCGUCAGUGUGGGCACCUGACCUGCCACUGACAUAGCUGCUUCAGUGUCCCCUUUUCUCUCUGCUAGCUGGAUGGCGACAUACUGAGGUCUUUCAGCCUGCUCUAGCAUGGUGGCUACCUGGAGAGUGGGCUCCGGUUGUUGGCACGAGCCAGAGCUUCUUGACAGAAAGUUUCCAUUUUUGCUGGGGCCUGAGGCCUCUGCUAAGGAGAGCCCUUGGCGUGGUGGUCGCUAUACAAAGAAGCAAAACAAAGGUGGUUUUAUAUACAAGACCAGAAACUCAAAGUGGAGUUUUAAACAAUAUAGUUCCCAUUGUAAUAGAGGUCUUGGAAGCGGCUGCUCAGCAGACCGGGGCAGGCUUAGCACUGUGGUCCUGGGCCUGCUCUUUCCUGCCUCUUCCCUUGGUGAUGCCUUGUUUGGGGUUCUGCGGGAGGGGGAAGCUACCGGAUUGUAACCUGCUAGCUGUGUGUGGAGGCCCUGGCUUUGUGUGUUCGUAUGUAGACAGUGGUGACCACCUAGUGCUUGCUCUUGUGGCUCUGCUUUGUGCUCCUGCCCACUGUCGCUCCGCCCCUCUGUAGAUGCGCUUUUGCCUUUCAAAGUGCGGGUGAAGCUCCUGAGCCUCUGGCUUCCUGGUGGAGGGUCCACUGUCAGGGGCCCUGGCUGCUGCGUCUCUUCUGGUUGCCAGGAGACAGCAAACAAAGCCAGUAAGAUGUGCAGUUGCUAUCAAAUGGACUUAAUUUUGUUUUGUGAUUUCACAAUAAAGUUGUGUUAACCAGA